CAUAGGCUGAAAUUAGCAGACGGUGUGCAGCGAAGCACAUUAUUCUUCCUUUGUAAGUUAGAAAUUAUUCGUCUUACUGUCAUUUGAGUCAAUUCAGGAUCACUGGAAUAAAAUAUGUCCUUUGCCUGUCAAAAAGACAGUUAUUUAACUCACUUGGAUUCGGUUGUAAAAUCAUGCACUCCGAGCAAGAUAAUUACUCUAAAGGAAGGCAAGAAAAUUAAGCUUGAAGGUUUUGAUGUAAUUUUGGAGGACACUGUCUUGUUUCCUGAAGGAGGAGGACAGCCUGAUGACCAUGGAAAAAUAAAUGGUAUUGAAGUACACCAAGUGAUUAGAAAGGGAAGUGAAGCAAUACACUUUCUUAAGGAACCUCUGAAAGAAGGAGAAAAGGUUGACAUCCAAGUUGAUUGGAAAAGACGAUGGGACAACAUGCAGCAGCAUUCGGGCCAACAUUUAAUUACUGCCAUCGCUGAUAAGAUCUACGGUUUCAAAACCACCUCAUGGAGUAUGGGAGAGAAAAUUUCUUUUAUCGAACUUGAUGUUCCCAAAAUAAAAGAAGAAGAAUUAAAAAUUAUAGAAGAAGAAACAAAUAGCUGCAUUCGAAAAGGCUUAAAAAUGUUUCCUACAUGGUAUGAAAGUAUAAAUGAUCCUAAAUUUCAAGAAGUUAGGACUAGAGGUUUGCCCGAUGACCAUAAAGGAAGUAUACGAGUAGUUACGAUCGAAGGGAUUGAUAAUAACACAUGCUGCGGUACUCAUGUUAGCAAUUUAUCACAUCUUCAAGCUAUUAAAUUACUAUCAACCACUAAGGGUAAGAAAGGCAAAACAAACGUUUAUUUCCUAGUGGGUCAACGCGUGUUGGAUUUUGUCGAAUUCUCAUAUAGCCAACAGGAAAAAUUUAAAUCUUACUUGAAAGGAAGUCCUGAACAGCACGUUGAACUGUUAGAAGUCUUACAGAAAAACUAUGUUACAGCUAGUAAAGAGAAUAGUAAUCUUCUUAAGGAUAUUGCCAAGUUAGAGGCAGAUAAGUGGAAAAGAGAGCCAUGCAAAUUUUUAUCUUUACAUAGGACAGAGGGUCAGUUAGAUUUUAUGAAUACUCUCCUAAGAGAAAUUGAUGAUGAGAAUUUGAUUGCUUUUCUAACAACUGGAAAUGAGAAUGGCCAAGGAAGUUAUAUGAUCGUUGGCCCUGAAAGUUUUUUGAAAGACGUUGCUCCAAGCAUGUCAUCUCUAAUUGAAGGCAAAGGCUUUCUGAAAAACAACCGCUUUCAGGGAAAAGCCAAUAAACUAUCAAAACGUAAGGAAGCCGAAGAUGUAUUAAGAGAGAAAUUAAAAUGA
Dimorphilus gyrociliatus is the source of this 1329-nucleotide messenger RNA. The record is from the annotation of a GenBank genome assembly. NCBI's taxonomy places the organism in Eukaryota, Metazoa, Annelida, Polychaeta, Dinophilidae.